Molecule: messenger RNA, 785 nt
Organism: Loxodonta africana (African savanna elephant)
Lineage: Eukaryota; Metazoa; Chordata; Mammalia; Proboscidea; Elephantidae
Product: eotaxin-like
Exons: 3
Coding region: 118-411 (97 amino acids)
Biological process (GO): immune response; eosinophil chemotaxis
Cellular component (GO): extracellular region
Molecular function (GO): chemokine activity
Source: RefSeq, a predicted model, not a curated record
CUGGGAGUGAUCUGUUUCCUAUAAAUAGCAGCCAGAAGAGCCAGAGGAGCAGAGAGGCUGAGAACAACCUAGCAGCUGCCAGUUCUCAAGCUGAAGCUCUCCUCCUCACCGUCCAACAUGAAGGUCUCUGCAGAGCUCCUCUGCCUGCUGCUCGUAGCAGCCACCUUCAGCAGCCAAGUGCUCACUCAGCCAGCUUCCAUUUCGAACAUGUGCUGCUUUAAAGUGGCCAGCAAGAAGAUCCCCAUCCAGAGACUGGAGAGCUACACACAAGUUGCCAGCAGCAAAUGUCCCCUGACAGCUGUGGUCUUCAAGACCAAGUUGGCCAAAAAAAUCUGUACUGACCCCAAGAAGAAGUGGGUUCGAGAUUCCAUGAAAUACCUGGACCAAAAAUCUCAUAUUCCAAAGCCAUAAGCCAAACCCAUCACUGCUGAGGUGAUUCCGACACGUGGUGACCCCACGUGUGUCAGAGUAGAAUUGCACUCCACAGGGUCUUCGAUGGCGGUUACCGCACAGAAGUAGAUCUCCAGGCCUUUCUUCUGCUCCAAAACCAUAAAUGUUCACUUCUUUUGAAACCACACCAGAGUCUGAGAAAUGCUUGAUUCAUUUUCCCUGGCCUCCCUAAGAUGUGUUCUGAGAUAAUGUCAUCAUCAUUCCAAAAGGGAUGGGUUUUAUUUAAUAAUUAAAAAAACAUUUAAUUUAAGUGAUUGAAUUUUUUAAACAUAACUGCCAUGACUAUCUGUUGUUUUUAAAAUAGAAAGCUUUGGGCAGGUUGCUUUCCCUCCAUG